Messenger RNA from Dama dama (fallow deer), 478 nucleotides. RefSeq names its product chromosome transmission fidelity factor 8 (gene CHTF8). The transcript has 4 exons. Gene Ontology annotation, biological process: mitotic sister chromatid cohesion. The record is from RefSeq and is a predicted model, not a curated record. Bases 113 to 478 code for a protein of 121 amino acids. NCBI's taxonomy places the organism in Eukaryota, Metazoa, Chordata, Mammalia, Artiodactyla, Cervidae. Gene Ontology annotation, cellular component: Ctf18 RFC-like complex.
GCGGCGGCGACGGCGGCGGGAGGUUCGGUUGUCGCCCGUUGGCCGCGCGGCGCCGCGAUCGGCGGCCGCCAUUGCAGCUUCUUUUCCGUUGCUUUUUAAAGACGUAAAGCUCAUGGUGCAGAUUGUUAUUUCCAGUGCUGGGGCUGGAGGCCUGGCAGAAUGGGUGCUGAUGGAGCUACAGGGGGAGAUCGAGGCUCGCCACAGCACUGGAUUAGCUGGAAACCUCCUGGGAGACCUACAUUACACCACUGAGGGAACCCCUGUGCUGAUCGUGGGGCAUCACAUCCUGUACGGCAAGAUCAUCCACCUGGAGAGACCUUUUGCCGUCCUUGUUAAACACGCUCCUGGGCAGCAGGACUGUGAUGCACUUGGCUGUGAGAGUGGCACCCGGUACCUGGUGACAGCCCUCAUCAAAAACAAGAUCCUUUUUAAAACUCGCCCCAAGCCCAUCAUCACCAACGUCCCCAGGAAAGUAUGA